AAAUACCUUGAUGAAAUUGCUAAAAUUGUAGUCUCACUACACCGUGCUAAGUCGGAGAUUUCUGAUCAAGAUGUCAUCUUGUGCAUCCUUCGUGGAUUGCCGCCAGACUAUGGUUUUAUUAAGCAAAACAUUCGCACAAACAUUGGCACGGUUACUCUUGCUCAGGUUACAUCUUGGUUGAUUCAAGAAGAGUUAAACCUUCAAAUGGAACAAAAACUGCAAUUAAAAGAGUCCUCCACCACAGAUGUGCACACAGCCCUAUAUACCAACUCAAGUUUUCAUAGAGGCCGGGGAGGUCUCUUUCCAUACAGAGGACGUGGUGGUCGAGGAGGAGCCACUGGCCGGUCCUUUGCUGCUCAGAACAGUGGUCGUGGCUAGUCUAGUGGGAGAGCAUCUAGUCGUGGCUCGUACUCUGGUGGAAGGGGUCAUGCGUCUCGUGACUAUGUUAUUUGCGUUUUAUGCAAAUCAAUCCCCUACACCUAAUGAGAAUUGGUUUCUGAAUACAGGUGCUAAUACCGAUGUUACUCCGGAUUUGUCUCGUCUCUAUUCAUACUCUCCAUACUCUGGUAUUGAGAACGUCACCAGUGCAGGUGGUCACUCACUUCCUAUUGCUCAUGUUGGCUCAGAUUCUAGACAACUCCACUCAUUGGGUGAGGUACAAAGGCCGAUGUGAGCAAGGACUUUAUAUGUUGCCAUCCAAUUAUCAACAGUCACCGUCCUUUGAGUCGUCUCCCUCCAUCCGGUCUGCGGUUGUUACAGCUCAAGACUAGCAUCGCGGUUGGGACAUCCCUCGUUAGUAGUUACAAAUAAUUUACUCUCCUUUUUAGGAAUUUCUCCAUUAUCAAAUUUGCCUUCUUGUGACUCUUGUUCUGUUUCU
Cuscuta campestris is the source of this 877-nucleotide messenger RNA. The record is from the annotation of a GenBank genome assembly. NCBI's taxonomy places the organism in Eukaryota, Viridiplantae, Streptophyta, Magnoliopsida, Solanales, Convolvulaceae.